AGUAGUCAACAAGAGAAAGAUAAUUUGUUCAUUUCGCUUGAUUUUAUUGGCGAUACAAAAAGGAUAAAUCUUCAGUUGAGAAAGCGGAUUCAGUCGAGUUUGUUUCAGGGAGAAAAUAAAAAUGUCGCUGAAGUUGUCAAUCACCACACUCAUCCAUUUAAGUGUUCUGGUGGCAUUGAUAAGGCCGACCUGUUCGAGCGGUGCAGCCCUUUCUUUAGAAGAAAAGUUCAGCGAUUGGCAGAACAACAUGCCAACUUGGAAGCAAAAAUGGCCAAACUUGAGGCCAAAGACAGUCAAUUGGAGGCUCUGAUUCAGCUCAAAGAUCAACGGCACGACAUGUUGGAAGAAAAAAUAUCGCGUCUAGAGUUGGCACUAAAGGUUCAACGCGAAACAAACUCCGAAUCAGCUCUAUUGAAAACAGAGAAAGAAAUCGGCCGUCAAGUAGCUGGUAAAAGUGCCAUGCCGCGGACGUGUCAAGAUGCCCGUUCAGCGGAUCCAUCGCUCAGUUCCGGCAUGUACUGGAUUGAUCCCGACGGGCAAGGAGUUGGAGAUGCCCCAAUUCAAGUCUAUUGUGACAUGGCAUCAGGUUCGACUUCCGUUUUACACGACAGCGAAUCGCCUAUGGACGUGGGUCACUGUACUGAUCCUGGAUGUUAUUCAAGAGCAGUGAACUACAGCGCAACUAGUAGGCAAAUGUCAGCACUGGUCGAGUUGUCAAACGAAUGUCACCAAUCAAUUAAAUACGACUGUUAUUUCGCAAUAUUUGAGUUCGACAACAUCGCCUAUUCCUGGUGGAACGAUAAAAACGGCAACGAGAAAUAUUUUUGGGCCGGAAUGAACACAGACGUCCACACCUGCCAGUGCGGAAUCGACGGAAAUUGUGUCGAAGCUUCUACCAAGUGCAACUGCGAUUCCUCUGCACCUGUGCAACUAGUCGACGAUGGUGUUAUCGCUGACAAGAGUGUUUUGCCCAUCACUCGCUUAAACUUUGGCCGGACUCAACUUGCAAGUUCUUCCGGCGUUCACACACUGGGUCGGUUUGAAUGUACAGGGCAAGUGACGGUCAGUGGAAUGGCGACAUCAUGUCUAGAUCUGUGGCGCAUCGGACACACCCUGAGUGGAUUGUAUUCCGUUGUGGGCACCAACAUGGUCGAAAGUGUUUACUGCGACUUUACAAAAAUUCCUAGCGAUGUCGGUUUUCAGAAAUGGAUUGGCUACGUCGAUGUCAAAUCAUCGCCCACGUAUUUUUACGUUCAGAAAAACUCGAAUUUCAACACAACAAAUACUCCGAUUCCAUUCGAAAUUUCAAAAUUGAACGUCGGAAACGCGAUGAAUUUGGCGUCCGGUAAAUUCACGGCACCGCGAGCUGGCACUUAUUACUUCUCCUUCACCGGAUUGGUAAGUUUUCCAGUGAUAGCCUCAGGCGAAGUCUAUUUGGGAGUGGAACUGCUUUUAAACGACGCAGCGGUUGGGCUGGGGACUACUGACGAAGCCAACACGAUAAACAGUCAAUUAACUCCAUUUACCUUCCAUUCUACACUUCACUUAAAUUUGGGAGAUCAAAUUUGGUUACGGAUUAAGCACAUGACACCAGGAGCGUAUCUGCAUGACACACCAAAUUGGCAAGGCACUCAUUUUACGGGAUGGAUUUUAGAAGAAGACAUUGUAAAUUCACUGUAAAUGAUGUCAAUAUGUAACACACAUAUACUGCGGAUAUCCCAUAGAGUAAACAGUCGAGGCAUAAUGUUUUGGUGACAAGAUGUGUAAAAUCAAAUUUUCAUUCCGCAAUGACCAAGUACAAUAAAUUUUUAAACAGGGA
Messenger RNA from Daphnia pulex (common water flea), 1819 nucleotides. RefSeq lists its product as uncharacterized. The transcript has 7 exons. Gene Ontology annotation, molecular function: extracellular matrix structural constituent; protein binding. NCBI's taxonomy places the organism in Eukaryota, Metazoa, Arthropoda, Branchiopoda, Diplostraca, Daphniidae. The record is from RefSeq and is a predicted model, not a curated record. Bases 268 to 1680 code for a protein of 470 amino acids.